CAUGGUUGCCAGUUGAAGGUCGCCCGAAGCCCGUUAUCUUUAUUUUCAUCCAUUAGGCGUGUAAUACUGUCCACAGAUCUUUAAAAUGGCAGCACAUCCUCUUGCUACAAGUAAAAAGAGCUCCAGAACAGAACUCACUAAGGACGACAUUGGUCACCAAGCUAGAUUUUUGUUGAACAAUUUCAUCCAUGAACGGAUUCAACAAGAUGUUGCAGAUCAAGUGCCAGCAACAGAUGAUCUUCAGGAGCCAGGCACACCAACAGGGCCUCCCAUGGAACAUAUACGCGAGAUUGGUCGAGCACUACGCUGUAUAGGAGAUGAGUUAGAUCGCAAUGAAAAUAUACAAAAUCUGUGUACAAGAGUGCCACCUGAUGCCCCACACCAAACUUUCCUAAAUGUUGCCAAGAGCUUCUUUUCUGACGGUAUCUACAAUUGGGGCCGAGUAGGAUCUCUCUUCUAUUUUGCUUACAGAAUGGCUUUAAAGGCUUUAGACAAAAUUGCCCUGAUACGAGCAAUUGUCAAUUGGGUAGUCAAUUUUAUCAUAGAAAAUGUUGCUCCCUGGAUCAUUGAGAGAGGAGGAUGGGAGGCUAUCGUUGAAUACUUCGGAACGCCGUUGAACCAGGUGAUGUCAGUGUUUGUGGUUGGCUUGGCCCUCAGUGCCGGUGUCUACCUGUACAAAACCAGUCAUUGAAUUUAGAGAUAUUAUUGAGGAAUUGAACUGUGCAAUGCUGGACGUCGCCUAGCCUCCUGAUAAAGGCCGGUGUCCUAUACUCCGAAGUAUUUGUAUUAUAGAGAGUAUGUGUGUUGAAAGGAAAGUCAUAAUAACACUACAGCAAUCAAGACUAGGAUAAACAUCAUUGUUACCUUCUGAUGGAUGUCUGAUGUAACAAAAGAUAAACGUUAUUGUUACCUACUGAUGGAUGUCUGAUGUAACAAUAGAUAUACAUUAUUGUUACCUUCUGAUGGAUGUCUGAUGUAACAAUAGAUAAACGUUAUUGUUACCUACUGAUGGAUGUCUGAUGUAACAAUAGAUAUACAUUAUUGUUACCUAUUGAUGGAUGUCUGAUGUAACAAUAGAUAAACAUUAUUGUUACCUAUUGAUGGACGUCUGAUGUAACAAUAGAUAAACAUUAUUGUUACCUAUUGAUGGAUGUCUGAUGUAACAAUAGAUCAACAUUAUUGUUACCUAUUGAUGGAUGUCUGAUGUAACAAUAGAUAAACAUUAUUGUUACCUAUUGAUGGACGUCUGAUGUAACAAUAGAUAAACAUCAUUGUUACCUAUUGAUGGAUGUCUGAUGUAACAAUAGAUAAACAUUAUUGUUACCUACUGAUGGACGUCUGAUGUAACAAUAGAUAAACAUUAUUGUUACCUAUUGAUGGAUGUUUGAUGUAACAAUAGAUAAACAUUAUUGUUACCUACUGAUGGAUGUCUGAUGUAACAAUAGAUAAACAUCAUUGUUACCUACUGAUGGAUGUCUGAUGUAACAAUAGAUAAACAUUAUUGUUACCUAUUGAUGGAUGUCUGAUGUAACAAUAGAUAAAACUGUGUUAAUUGUGAGUUUGUGACUUGAUCCACUUAAUUUAUUAUCCUGAAUAUUUCAUUGUUACUCAACAUUGAUAAUGUAGAUGUUAGUUUUCAUCUAAAAGAUAUUGUAGUAAUAAGCAGAAAGGCAUUGCAAACUCAAUUUCAUAUAGUCAUAUUGUCAUAUAGUUUUCACCAAUAAAAACAUCUUCAUGUAUUCAGGGAAGUGAGGUGAAUAAGAAAUUCUAUUUAAAUGUUACAGAUUCAUAAUAAUGUUUCAAUAUUUCAAAACAAUCAAAGAUUUUCCCUUGAACUCCAAUGAAGGUACAUUUUUGUAUUAUGACAUGAAAUAUUUGUUGAUCUGUGAAAGUUUGAGCCUUGUUUGUGGCUUACAAGCAUUCACCGUUACCCAACAAAACAAUUGUUGAUUCUCAUAAAUCUUCUAAGUGAUAUGACUCAGUUUGGCAGGGUGUCUAUCCUGAGGCAGUGUAGUUGGUUAAACCUGGAAUAAGGAUAACCGACACAUAUUGUUACCAAAGCUGGCAAGUGAAAAGUAUGUGUUACUGAGGGUUCCAGUUAUGCCUGUCUGAAAACAAAUGUCAGACUAUCUCUAGUUUUAGGAUUUAUAUUUAAGCAUGACUUUUGCAUUUAAUUUGUAUUUCAGUAGAUGUUAUAAUUAUUUGUGGAAAGGAGCAUAUCUAACUGCUAGUUAUUAUUUAUACUCAGGUAUUUGACAGAAAAUUCCACAAUAAUAUAAAUUAUUCUGUAUACAUCUCAGAAUAGAUGUGUUAUUAUAUCCCAGAAUAGUUCCCUUCCACUUGGACCGUUUCAAACCAGGUUACACAUAACCAGCCUUAAUCCUGUUAGUUGUACUGCAGGGGACCAUUCAUUAUUCUACUCAAUAUGUACGGCUGGGUCCAUCAAUUCUUUCAUUAUAUUCCUCUUACAUUUACUGAUCGAACAUUCUCCAUUCCACAUGCAGACUGCUGCAGAUCAUUCAUUGAUAUUCUCCCCGCCAAGUUACACUGCUUGUGGGAAAAUUCAUUAUUUCAUUUUUCCUCACUGUUGAACUGCUCGAGGGAUCAUCCAUUAUUUCAUCAUUCCUCACAGUUUUAAUGUUGAGUUUUUUAUCAAUUAAUAUUAAAAAGUAUUACUGUAUUUAAAAUUGAUUUUGUUAAUGUACAUAGUCUGAGUUGUCAUAUUAGUACAUUAUUUUAAACAUGACACAGACAUACACAAUCUGGUGAGUAGUUUUAGUUAAGACAGAAAAAAAGGUGACUUAUAACUGUUUUACUGAAUCAUGGUGUCCUUUAUAAUUUACUGAAUCAUUAUGUCCUUCAUAAUUUACUGAAUCAUGAACUCUUACACCCUAUGUUAAAAUGUAGGUGUGAUGUUUGAUUGGAAAUCUUUUUUCUGGGGAGAUAACAUUUUAUGAGUGUUUCAUAUCCCAUUAAGCAAUGGUUAAUGGAAGAGUUGUAUAAUGUUUUUAUAUUCAUUGUUGUUUUAUUGAUUUCCAAACAUCUGCUUAUUGUAAAAAAAAAAGUGCUAAUAAAACUUUUUUUCCUGAAAAAGUGAUACAUAUUGUGAAGCUAAAUGUCAUAAGAACGUUUAUCAAACAGUAUGUCUAUAAGUGUCGGACAUUAGUACCCAGGAGUCAACUUUCUGGACAGUUGAUAUGGGGGUAGUGAACCAGUAGUACUCUGGUCACUGUACUUAACUGUAUUCAACUUGGAUAGUGUCACAUUAUUCCUUUGUCAUAGAGAUUUAGUUUUGUAAUAUUUUAUAUGAUUUGUGAUGCUGUUUAGUACAUAUUAUAAGUUCACUGCUAAGCAGUAUAAAUCUUGUUAAGCUUUGUUGUUAGAACCACAACUUUUGGAGUGUUUUCAGAAACGGUACUAGUGUCGGAGUAACCCAGUGAUAGAAUCAAUUGAUGUUAAACAUACAAUGUGUACUUAAGGGCCAGUGUGUAUAUUGUUUUAGUCACAGUGAUCACAUCAUUAGCUACUUAUAUAUCGCAUAUUGACAAUAAAACAGCUGCUCGGAUUACUUGAAUUUCAUAAUAAAACACAUGCUACCAUUGGUUAAAAUUCAUACAACAUUUGUAUAUGAGCUGGUCUGAUUGGUCAAAGUUAAUUUUUUAACAGUU
Messenger RNA from Pecten maximus, 3668 nucleotides. RefSeq names its product apoptosis regulator BAX-like. Gene Ontology annotation, cellular component: mitochondrial outer membrane. Gene Ontology annotation, molecular function: protein heterodimerization activity; protein homodimerization activity. The transcript has 6 exons. Bases 86 to 691 code for a protein of 201 amino acids. NCBI's taxonomy places the organism in Eukaryota, Metazoa, Mollusca, Bivalvia, Pectinida, Pectinidae. The record is from RefSeq and is a predicted model, not a curated record. Gene Ontology annotation, biological process: extrinsic apoptotic signaling pathway in absence of ligand; intrinsic apoptotic signaling pathway in response to DNA damage; regulation of apoptotic process.